Messenger RNA from Ilex paraguariensis (yerba mate), 192 nucleotides. The record is from the annotation of a GenBank genome assembly. Lineage: Eukaryota; Viridiplantae; Streptophyta; Magnoliopsida; Aquifoliales; Aquifoliaceae.
CACACUUAUAGGGAAGGCAACUCAGUGGCGGACUCUUUGGCAAACGAAGGAGUGACUGAUAUGCAUACUUCAUUCUAUUCUUCUACAGAUCUCCUCCCAAUUUCUACAAAGCUACUCAUGCUUCAGGACUCUAUGCAACUAAGAGUCCUCAUAAAGAAAGUUACUUCCUCUCCUGGGAUUUUCUACGAUUAA